CGGGACUUGGUUAAUGGUUGUGUUUAGUUUAGUGCCUCCAUGUUAAUUUUCUAACAAUUUAUUUUGAGAGUGAAAAUGAUUUAUUGUAAAAUAUGUAUGGUAAUUUAGUGAUAAGUUGUUUUAAACUAAUUAUAGAAACAUGGAACCAAUGGAAAUUGAACUGCUUCUAGUCCUUAAAAAUUUGGCCCAGGACGUGAGACAUUUUUUGUUGAGGCAGAAAAAUGAAGCUGACAAAUGUAUAGCCGAUUUCGACAAGACGCAUGACAAACAGAAAUUAUGCCACAAGUUGGCCAUUAUUUUGUGCGAAAUUAAUGCUUCUAAUAUUCAACAUGCUCGAGCUAUCAAAAACAGAAUUAAAGAUUUUGGUGAAGAAGAUGAGUUCGACACUACCAUAAAAAAACUAGAAGAUCUACUUUCGGAAAGCAGCCAUGAAACUAAUCAUGAAAAGAUUCCAAUUCCAAUCACAAAUAAACAGUUAGAGGAAUUACAACUCUCCCAAUGUAACAGCCCUGAAAUUAAUCAUGAAGAGAAUCCAGUUCCAAUCACAAAUGAACCACAACCUUCCCAAUGUAACAGCCAUAAAAUUAAUCAUGAGGAUAAUCCGAUUCCAAUCACAAAUGAACCGCAACUAUCUCAAAUUAGCAGUGUUCAUUUAGAUGAAAAUCUCUCACAGACAUCUACUGCUGAAUAUACUAUUGAAGGGGAUGGCCAAGAAAUAUUAGAUAGCCUUCCCAAAGAAAUAAACAGUCAAGACACAAAUAUAUCUCCAAAUUCUGUUCCAAUUGAGAGUUACAAUCCAGACCCAAAUAUGACAAUGCCAUUCAGUGAAAGCGACUUUGAUGUAGAGGAACUAAUAUCUUAUGAUCAUAUUUCACAAGGGUCCAGUGCUGAAGAGAACAUUUCCAAUGAAGAGGACAUGAAUCUAGAUACAACUGUUACAGAAGUUGCCAUUGCUAAUCUAGACAAAGUACCAUCUGGUGAUGUAGAUGUUGAAGCCACCAAACAAGUUUCAGAUGUUGCUAUUGAUCAAGACAAAGAUGCCGACACACCACUUCCAUCUUGUGUUGACUCAGAUGCAGUUCCAGAUAACUCCACAAAAGUUUCUGAUGAUCAAAACAAAGCAAAAUCUGAUGAGGUUGUUGCUACUGGUCCACAAGUUUCCAGUGUUUCUGUUGAUCAAGACAAAACAAAACUCAUAUCUGGUGCUGACGAGAGGGACUCUGAUGUCGAUUUUGAUGCCUCCACAGAUGUGCCCAGUGAUGCUUCUGAUCAAGACAAAUUGGUAGCCGCUGAAAGUGAUACUGAAGCUGCAAAAACGUUGCCAAAUGUUGAGAGUGAUGACCGAGCUUUGAUUGAAGAAGAGUUGAGACAAGAAUCUGUUAAUAAUGAUGGUGAUAUCUCGGCUUCUGAUUCCUCGAAUGAAGUCCAGGGACAAUCAAAGAAAAGACAAAAGAUUUCCAAUAAAGCCAAAAUGGCCAUUUUCAAAGUAAUCUCGGAAUUUGUCAGAAAGAAAAGGGAACAAGGAAAAAAUUCCAAUAGUAACAGCGAUACCAAAGAACAAGAUUCAAAUUCUGGAGACAAACCUUCAACAAAGAAAAAACGAAAGAGACGAAAAAAAACUGAUCAAAAAGCAAGCACUAGCAAAGAAGAUAAAGUUGCUAUUCAAACCAACGGCUCAAGCUCCGAUAUUGACAAUAGAACCUCGCCAGACAAUGCAAUAAACAAGAAAGACAAUGAAGAACUAACCCCUGAAAAAACUCGCUUGGAAGACACAGACUCUGAUAAGACUGAAAUAUCAGACACCGCCGAAGCUGAUCACUCAGAAGCGAUCAGCCCGUUCAAGAAGAAAACUAUAAAACCUCUUCCACCAACAUCCAGUGAUUCUGAAAAUAUUUUCACCCAGAAAAAAUCUGCCGCUAUACCACUUCCAAGUUCAAAUACUGAAGAUAGUGAUGCCUCUGUCCCAAUUCCAAGCUUGAAUAUUGAUGAUACUGAGCCAGUUAGAGGUACAAAAUCUGCCGCUGUGCCACUUCCAAGUUCGAGUACUGAAGAUAGUGAUGCCGCUGUGCCAAUUCCAAGCUUGAAUAUUGAUGAUACUGAGCCAGUUAGAGGUACAAAAUCUGCCGCUGUGCCGUUUCCAAGUUCAAGUACUGAAGAUAGUGAUGCCGCUGUGCCAAUUCCAAGCUUGAAUAUUGAUGAUACUGAGCCAGUUAGAGGUACAAAAUCUGCCGCUGUGCCACUUCCAACUUCGAGUACUGAAGAUAGUGAUGCCGCUGUGCCAAUUCCAAGCUUGAAUAUUGAUGAUACUGAGCCAGUUAGAGGUACAAAAUCUGCCGCUGUGCCACUUCCAAGUUCGAGUACUGAAGAUAGUGAUGCCGCUGUGCCAAUUCCAAGUUUGAAUAUUGAUGGUACUGAGCCAGCUAGAGGUACAAAGCGGCUUUUGAGUUCAUCCGAUGAUAGUGGUUCUGAACCGUCAAAGAAAAUUUCCGCGGAUAAUGAUGGUGACGUAGAUUUUGACGCUCCAACACAGGUUCUGGAUAGGCCUUCAACAACACCAGAUGAAGAUGGCGAUUCCAUUACACCUUCUGAUGAUACCAUGUCUAACAAAAAAAGAAAAAUCAGCGAAGCAUCAAAUCAUAGUAUCGAAUUUAAUUUAGAUGAUCAAGACAGUUUGAUUGAGUUUCCAAAUUCCCCAGACAAAAAUAAAAGCUCUGAAGAAGAGUCUAGACCAGAAGAGUCUGUAGCAGCUGAUGUGCCUAUCCCUGAAAUCCCUUCAGAUUUCUUCAGUGAAGACAAAACCGAUUUGCUUAAUAUGCUGGACGAUAAAGAGAAAGCUCAAAAUGCUCUGCAGGGUAGAACUAAUCAAGACCGAUUAUUGAAUUUAGGAUCUACCGAAAGGAAUCUGUUAGACUUGUAUGACCGAGUCAUUAACGCUGGUGGAGACGAGGAGAGUUCAGAAAACGACGAUGGAAGUGUACAUGAUGAUCGUCUUUUGUCAGCGGGCGAUGUACUAAACUCCUCUCCUGAAGAAGCGCCCAAAAGACUUAAUCUAGACAAUGCGGAACGUGACGAGUUAUUGGACUUGCUUAGCGAAACAUACCAAGAAUACCAAAUAGAGGACGGGCAAAGGACAGAUACGAAUGGGGUAAAUAGAGGUUUCUUAUUGGGAAUCCUAAAUGAUUAUGUGCAGACAAUUAGCAAUAGACAAGGAUCCGACUCGAACUCUGUCUUCCUGGACGUUAUAAUGGAGGAGAUCGCCCAACAAGGCAGCAAAAAACCAACAGACGAUGAAGAAAUAGAUGACAGCCUCGUUUGGGACACUUUUUACGAACUCAUGCAUAGUGAAGACGACUCUUUAUCGUCAUCAAGUUUAACAACCGACAUCGAUUUAGACGAUUUGGAAAUUGACUUUUCUGAUCAAGAAAGACGGGCAAAAAAAAAGGAAAAAAUUAACAUAUUAAAACAAGACUUUGGCAUAAACAAGGAGCUUCAUAUUGAUGUAGAACAAAUUGAUGUUUCUCCUUAUAUUGAUAAGGUUCUAAAGAAAACUGCUAAAAAAAUGGACGAUGACAGCUGCAUGGAGGAUUCAACAGAAAUAGAAAGGCUCUGCAACAUAGCAAAUCUCGCUAAAAAAAAAGUACAAAGGAAGAGAUUCGCAAGAUACCAUACUGUAUCUCCAAGCUCAUCUUCUUGUCGAUCACGAUCCAAUGAUUCUCGAUCAGAAUCCAAUGACUCUCGAUCAGAAUCCAAUGAUUCUCUAUCAGGACCCAAUGAUUCUCUAUCAGGAUCCAAUGCUUCUCUAUCAGUCAGAUAUGAUUCUGAUACAUAUUUAUCAGACAAUGACGUGCCGUUAUUGAACGAUGACCAGUCAAACGACGAUAUAUUCCACACCUAUUUAAUAGACAAAAUUAUUAAUAGUUCUGACGACGAACAAAGUAGAAAUGAUAGCGACGAUGAAUAUGAUAGUUCAGAUAAUGAAAAAACUAAAAAGAAAAUAUUGACCAAGAAGAACAAAAAGAAAAAAGAUGUCAACAGUUCGGGCAGUGAGAUAGAAAACGCUCAAACAGAUACUGAGGUUAAAGAUUUGGAUUCUAGCGACGAAGAGGACUUUGUGGGGGUACGAAAAAGCCGGGGACUCUGGAGGAAUGAUCCUUUGCUUGAGAGCGACUCCGACACAGAUGAUGAAAAUUCCAAGAAGAACAAGAAAAAACGGAUUAAUAUUAACUGGGAUGACGCACAUAGUGACGAUAUGGAUAGAAUAUAUCAGAAAACACCUGAUGAAGAUUCUGGAGACGAUUGUAGAGUAUUGAACAAAACGCCUAUGAAACCCAUCGUAAUUACUGACGAUGAAUCUUCAAGUAAAAAAAAUACAGGGCGAAGAAAUAUCAAACCACUGAUGGAAGACAAUGCUCUCUCAAUAUCCACUCAAGUAGCCAACAGCGAAGAAAGAGCAAGGAUAAAACGUUUGCAAGAGAGAGACGAGGAAAAAGAAUUAUUAUAUUCAAUUACAAAUAAUACUUGUAAUAUAGAGGAAGAGGAUCCUUUGAUUUUAGACACUUACAAAAACAAGGAAGUGAGAAUCCAUCCAAAAAUAACCGCAACUUUAAAAGCUCAUCAAAGACGAGGUAUUCAAUUUAUGUGGGACUCUUGCUAUGAGAGUAUCAAACAGUUAGAAAAGGGAUGGGGAGGUUCCGGUUGUAUUUUAGCCCAUUGUAUGGGCCUUGGAAAAACUUUGCAGGCAUUGGCUCUAAUUCAUGUUUUAUUCAAUUGUGCCCUUACCAAAACCAAGCAUGUGCUUGUAGUGUGUCCUUUGUCUACUGUAUCAAAUUGGAAAAAUGAAUUUAAGCUGGCUUAUCAAAAUAUUCGAAAUCCAAAUGUCAAGUUAUUUACAAUCGAGAAUGAUGGCGAUCGCCGUUUCAGAAUCGUUCAAAAUUGGUAUAAAACUGGAGGGCUACUCGUAUUGGGCUACGAGUGUUUCAGCAUCAUGAUCGAUGAGAAAAAGUGGUUAAAAUGGGGCAAAAAAGGUCUGGGCUGUUUCAAAGAUGAUAUAUUCAAAGCCUUAGUCGAUCCUGGUCCGGAUUUGGUUAUUUGCGACGAGGGUCAUCUUUUGCGCAACAAGCAAACUCAAAGAACAAUGGCUUUGAACAAGGUGAAGACCAAAAGGCGAAUUGUUUUGACCGGAACGCCUUUGCAAAACAAUUUAUUGGAAUACUAUUACAUGGUACAUUUCGUCAAACCCAAUUUGCUGGGUACCGAAAAAGAGUUCAAAACCAACUUUGUCAAUCCGAUAAGCAACGGCCAGUUUGAAGAUUCCACAGCCGAUGAUAUCAUGUUCAUGAAGAAAAGAACUCACGUGCUGCAUAAAAUACUCAACAAAACAGUUCAGAGGGUCGAAGACUCUGAACUGAAGCAGUACUUGCCAAAUUUCACGGAUCAGGCACUAUUUGUAAAGUUGAGCGAUUUGCAGGUGAAUCUUUACAAUGCCUAUUUGGAUAUGGUAAAUUCAAGGCCCGUGGUUUUUACUAGAGCUGGAGAAAUUAGCCGUGCAAACUUUUUGGGUGACAUACAAAUUCUUAGGUACAUUUGUCAACAUCCGGAUGUGGUUACUAUAGCCGAGAAAACGUCGAAAUUGAAAAUCAAAGAACAAGAUGUUAUAGACGAUGUGGAUUAUAUAGAAGAGGUAAAAGCAUUCGACAGAAAUGGAUGGUAUAAAGACUUGCUGCCUAAAGAAGGUACCAAGAAAUUGGAGAAGGGCAGUAAAAUGAUGACGGUGGUUAAUUUAGUUAAGGAAGCGGCCGAGGUUGGUGACAAAGUACUGAUUUUCGCCCAGGCCUACGCCGAAAUGGACAAUUUGGAGUGGUUCCUAUGCAAUCACUUGAAAUUCAGAAAGGGUCACGACUAUUACCGUAUGGACGGUCUAAUAAAACCUGAACGCCGGGCUGAUAUGUGCAAUAGUUUCAAUUGCAGAAAUGCUUUGAAAGUUUUCAUAAUGUCCACCAAAGUAGGAGGCUUGGGCUUGAAUCUGACCGCGGCCAAUCGCGUUAUUUUGAUGAACGUCAACUGGAACCCUUCUUACGACAUUCAAAGCGUUUUUAGGGUCUUCAGGUUUGGUCAAACUAAACCUGUCUAUGUUUACAGGCUAAUUGCCAUGGAUACAAUGGAAGAAAAAAUGUACCAAAGACAAGUCACAAAAUUGGCAAUCGCCCAUCGAGUGGUGGAUAAGCAUCAGAUAACUAGGCAUUACAGUGCUGCCGAUAUACAAGAAUUUUAUUCAGUCAGGCCUACUAUUGCUGGCGUCAGACCUGUACCGAAUGUACCUGAAGACAGGGUUUUAGCUAAACUCCUACAAAAACACAAAUUCAUUUAUCGCUGGCACGAACAUCAAGCGCUAUUAGCCAAUCGACCAGAAGAAGAUUUGGAUGAGCUGCAGAAAAAUGCGGCUUGGGAAGAAUUUAAUAGAAAACCUGAUUCUCCUCCACCUUUUACAGCGAUGGGAGAACACCCCAAUUUCUGGACAGCUUCCGCGGUACUGGCAGGACCCCCAAAUUACAGGCUUUUAGGCCCACAACACCCUGGACCAUCAGGUUUGCUUGUCAGACCACCUGGAAUGUCAAACAUUUAUGCGAGACCAUCAGGCCAAAAUUAUGGACCAAUAGGUUUGCGACCUGGACCAUCAGGACAGUAUCCUGGGACAUCAGGACAGUAUCCUGUACCACCACUAAGACUAUCGGGCCCAUCACCAGGUGUCCAAUUUAGACCAUUGAAUGCAAUAUCAGCUUCACAGCCUAGACCUUCCUUUGUUCCUGUGAAUCCAAAACUUAACGCUGUUCGUCAGAACCUGAUCAACACCCAUUUUCCAGAUCACAGCUAUUCACUACCCAAAGACAGUCUCAACACAAAGCAAAUCAUUGUAGCCCCAUUGAAUAAUCUGGCAAGUCAGCAAUCGUCUUUACCAAGGAUAAUUAAUAGUGGCAACAACACGCAAAAUGUCAGACCAACUGUUGUUGCCAGUCAGCAAUUACCUUCAUCUAGCAUAAAUAAUUUUGACAACAAUGCUCAAAAUAUAGUGGCAAAUCAGCAAUCGUCUUCAUCGAGGAUAAAUAAUUUCGGCAACGUUGUACAAAAUAUAAAAGCCAAUGUUCCGACAAAGACGACUGUGAUUAAUUUUGGUAAAGUUGUCCAAAAUUCAAGACCUACUGCAGCUUUAAACCAAAACGUUUCUGUAGGAAAUGGAGGUUCUUUAUCUCUUGAAAACCCAACGAAAGCCCCCUUUAUCCCGCCUCCAACAUCCAAUAAACAAAAUUUGACGAAAAAGCGUGACAGAGAGCCUGAGAAGCCAAAUACAAAUGACAAUUUGACUGCAAAAAGGCCUAAACUAGACCCUCAGAAUUUGAACAAUUCCAAUAAGAAUUCUACUAUAAAUCUGUCAGACCUAUCUCCUGUAAAGGCUGGUGAUAGUUUGGAGCAGAAAAUAGCAAAUGCAAUAAAUGAUGUGAAAAAGAUUAAUGGUAAAAAUGCUAGAAAUGUUACGCAAGCAACAUUGCCGCAGACUAACCAAAUAAACAAUAAUUCAUUAGUACAAAAUAUCAAUAAAAAAUCGCAGAAGGUUAAAAUACAACCAAACACGACUCUGACAACAGGAUAUAAUAAAUCUGCAAAUGAACGCUCUCAAAACAUUAUCACCCAAAAACCGGAAAAUGGCCCUCAAUUAAAUAAGUCAAAUAUAAUAAAAGCGACUCCAUUCAAGAAGUUGCCUCCAGGUUCAAAACCGCCUAUUUCUGCGAAAAUAAUCAACGUGAAGCCAACCAAUGUCUUUGGCGGUAAGUCACCAGUUAUCCUGGCUGAUGGCAUCGAUCUGACGUCGCCUCCUCCGCCAUCCAAUCAGCAGCAAUCGCCUCAAAUGAGAGAACGCGUACGGUCUUCUCUGGAUCAUUUGCGCAAGUUGCAGCAAUUGGAAAAAGCCAAAACUUCGCCAGAUCUAAAAGAUGAUCCAAAAUUGGUUGCACCAAACUUACCGAACUUCCAGCAAAACCCAAUAGGUCCUCCAUUUCCCAGAAUAAUAGGCAUGAGGCAGGGAUCGCCUGGUAGCCCAUCCACUCUAAGUGCGGCUAAAAAUCUGACCUUUGCGCACACUCCACAGAUCUCUGCUGUUGCUGCAUCGACAUCUAGCCAGAGUCCAAAAUCACAGAAUGUUCGUACGUCCAAUGGAUCUCCUCUGAGGAGAGUACCGCUGCCUUCAAAAAUUAAUGUUAACGGCAUUCCAGUGACGCUACUUAAUGGCGCUAAUACCAGCCCCAAAGUCGUCCAAUCUGGACGUGCUAAUACCAGCCCCAAAGUUGUCCAAUCUGGACGUGCAAAUACCAGCCCCAAAGUUGUCCAAUCUGGACAUCAAAGGCAAGAGCAGCAAUCAAUUCCCAUGCGAUUCUCCAAAGGACAAACCAAUGCAAAAACUCUACAAAGACAAAUGACUAAUAACCUGAACAAAAUAAUCCGGUUAUCAACCAUAUCUGGGUCCCCACCAAUUUCUUCUCAGCCCAGUAAUACCACCAAAGCAAAUCUUCAAUCUAAUAAAAAGCCUGUUGGUGAACUUGUUAGUGCCGCCUCACUGCCUAUUCUCAAUCAACUGCCAUCCACCCCCACUGAGUUUAAAUCGAACAAGGAAAAUAGGUCGAAAAGAAAGUCUUAUAAUAAUAAUGCAGAAGAAAAUCAAUCUCCUGGAUCAAGUGCCCGAGAACAGUUGUUUAGCGACUUGAAAAAAAAAGGUUUUAAUAUAAGUCCAGUUAAAAAACAUAACCCAAUUAAUAAAGAUGUAGUAAAGAAGGAUUAGAGCCAAUUAUGUUAAGUCUUUAAUUACCUAUGUUAAUUUUUCUGAUGACUGAUUUAGAAAGUUAUUAUUUAAUAAUAGUAGUUCAAAGUGUUCUCAAACUUAACUUCAUGGGUUGUAUGAUAACUUUUUAUGUAUAUUUUUGCCUCUGCCAUGUUAUCAUACAACCGAUUGAGGGAAAAGUUAGUUUAUCAUCUGUUUUAAAAAAAAAAAUUGUUUCUGGUUUUUUGUUGAUUGUUUAUUUAGUUUAAUUUAAUAUAGUAAUUCCAUUUUUCAAAUA
Molecule: messenger RNA, 9104 nt
Organism: Ceutorhynchus assimilis (cabbage seed weevil)
Lineage: Eukaryota; Metazoa; Arthropoda; Insecta; Coleoptera; Curculionidae
Source: the annotation of a GenBank genome assembly